CAACACAGAAUUCUCCUUGCAAGGGGAUAUAGUAACGUCUAUCAAGUACUUUCUUUUUUUCACGUUAAAGUUUUUUAAUUUCUCUCACAGAUUUAAGCCGGUAUUAGUUUAGCGAACAAAGUACUACUUUUACCUUGCCAUGAGGACAUACGUCGUGUUCGCCGCCAUCCUUCUCGCCGGUGCGAGGGCGCAGGAAAGUUUCAAAUGUCCAGACGAUUUCGGGUUUUAUCCCCAUCACCUUUCGUGUGACAAAUACUGGAAAUGUGAUAAUAAUGUAGCAGAGCUGAAAACUUGCGGCAAUGGUUUGGCAUUUGAUGCCUCCGAUGCGAAAUUCCUCACAGAAAAUUGCGAUUACUUGCACAAUGUCGACUGUGGAGAAAGGACGCAAUUGGAGCCAGCUAUCAGCACACCUCACUGUACCCGACUUUACGGUAUCUUCGCUGAUGAGAAGAAAUGUGACGUUUUCUGGAAUUGCUGGAACGGAGAAGCCUCCAGGUAUCAGUGCAGUCCUGGACUAGCCUAUGACAGAGAAGCUAGAGUCUGCAUGUGGGCUGAUCAAGUUCCAGAAUGCAGAAAUGAUGAGGUUGCUGGAGGAUUUACGUGUCCGGCUGCAGGAGAAGUGAGUGGAGCUUCUGGAAGCUUCUCGAGGCAUGCUCAUCCUGACGAUUGCAGAAAGUAUUACAUUUGUUUGGAAGGUAUUGCCCGAGAAUACGGUUGUCCAAUUGGCACCGUUUUCAAAAUUGGCGAUGCUGACGGUAGUGGAGCGUGUGAAGACCCCGAAGAUGUUCCCGGAUGUGAGGAUUACUAUGGUGACUUGGACCUGAAGAGCAUCAGGAAAAGCGAGCUGCUUGCUGGAAUUCAGGGCUCUGGUGAAACCAGGAACACUGGCAAGCCCCAAAGCAAGCCCAGGCCGACACCGGUUGCCGCGAGGCCCGUACCAUCCAAUCAAGAAUAAAUCUUUUUCGAAACUCGCUCUUUUGGCACUUCCAGUUAUCAUCUGUCGCCCGAGAGCCAAGAGUACUCUGUACCAAAAAUGGUACCAGUAGUCAGUGAGAAGCAGCGUGUGAGUGAGAGAAUAUGAGAUAAAGAGAAAAAAUGCGUGAGAGAGAAAGAGAGCGAGAGAGAGGGAGAGAGAAAGCGCAAACUAGAGAAAGAGUGCAAAGAAUGAGAGAGACUAUGAGAAACUAGAAAUAAUGCCUGAUGGUUCAUUUUCAACAAGACCAGCAUCCAAGGUCCCAUUGGGCCUAGCCCAUUUUUCCUUCUUCAUCCCUUUUCGCACAAUCGCCACUCAGAGAAAUGAACAUCCAAUUUCUUUGACUUAUACGAAGGGUGACUUUUUAAUCAAACAUUUUUUGUAAUAAUAGAAAUCCUUAACGAUAGAAUCUAACGGGAACUCAGAAUUUAGGUUUUCAGUCCAUGUACCACUUAACCGAUUCUUAUUUUACCGAAUUUUUUUUCGUGUGAACAUAAGUUAUUGCGUAAGUGGCCCUGAUUUAAACAGCACAAAUUAUUUUCAAAAUAAAUUCAUUAUCAACACUCCAAUAAUCGUUAGGCUUACUUUGUGGAGUUUACGUAAUUUCUGCACCUAAUUUUAGAGGCCUCUUGAAUUCUAUCAAAACUCCCUUAAAGCUUCACCCUCCACAUAUUUAUACUACACAUUGUGAAGUGUUCAUUUCUCUCAGUGCAAUUCGAAAACUUCAAGUCAAUAAGUCUCCUGUCUGAGGGGAAAAUGCACAAAUGUUUUAUAUACUAAGAAGUGAAGAAUUUUUCCCUUGUAUUCUUGGCCUCGAUCAGACUUCCUUAAACCCAUCCCCUCGUAAAAUUCGAAACUUCACCCUUGUCAUCUGUUUUUUAAGUAUAAGAAGAAAAUAUAAGAAAAUAAAAAAAA
This is a messenger RNA of Belonocnema kinseyi, 1888 nucleotides long. RefSeq names its product protein obstructor-E (gene Gasp). The transcript is spliced from 4 exons. The record is from RefSeq and is a predicted model, not a curated record. Bases 140 to 955 code for a protein of 271 amino acids. Lineage: Eukaryota; Metazoa; Arthropoda; Insecta; Hymenoptera; Cynipidae. Gene Ontology annotation, cellular component: extracellular region. Gene Ontology annotation, molecular function: chitin binding.